GUACGCAUCUCUCUGGAAAGGAUGCCUGACACUUUACACAGGACGAGGAGGAGAGCUGCAUAAAAUUGGGGAAUUCUGCAUGGUGUACUCAGAAGUGCCAAACUUCAGUGAGCCCAACUCGGAACACGUCGGGCAGAACAAACUGGCACAGGGUGAACAGAAUAAUAGUUCUGCAUCAAGUAAUAUGGGUUCUUGUACUUUCGGGCCACUGGGAAAUGGUUUACAAACUGGACCAGAAUCGAGUGGAUUUCCAUUUACGUAUAAUCAUGGCCACACUUACGUGGGUAGUGGGAGAGGCAGUGGACGAGGACCUGUAAAUCCAGCACCAGCUAAUAGCGUUCAGCCUCCUCUCCCUGCUGUCAGUAAUGGGAGGGACCCACGCAGAGCCUUUAAAAGAUGACUAUGCCAAACGUGGUUGUACAGCUUGCUUAAACUCUACACUGUACUUGAACACUUAUUGCACUUUUAUUUAUAGUUAACUGUGAACCAGUUUGUCCUUUAUUUUUUACCUUUUGGUCUGUGGAGCAAACUUGAUGUGAUCUAUUUCUUGUUCUGCUUAGGGAAGCACAGUGAGUCUUCCCCGUAAAUUAAGGGGGUAGGGCGAGAAGGUGGAUAUAAGAAAGCGAGGGUAAUGGGUUGAGGAGUCUCAAUUAAAACUCGGUACCCUUUGCUAAAUGGAAGAAAGUUUCAGUUACAUGUAUGUAUUUUUCUGUUUCUGUUGGUCAGCCAUAUAGCCUUAAAAGGUCUAUGUCCUGUGUGCACAUAUGCUGACUUUCAUCAGGGUUAAUGGGAGUUCUUCGUGCUGGAAGAGAAAU
Molecule: messenger RNA, 815 nt
Organism: Eurypyga helias (sunbittern)
Lineage: Eukaryota; Metazoa; Chordata; Aves; Eurypygiformes; Eurypygidae
Gene: NABP1
Product: nucleic acid binding protein 1
Exons: 4
Biological process (GO): response to ionizing radiation; mitotic cell cycle checkpoint signaling; double-strand break repair via homologous recombination
Cellular component (GO): SOSS complex
Molecular function (GO): DNA binding
Source: RefSeq, a predicted model, not a curated record